AUGAAAAAUGAAACAAAUCUCUAUUUUCCAGAAAAAAUUAUUUUAUGGAUAUAUUUUGGUUAACUUAAUGGAUUCUUAAUCAAAAAUGAAGAAAGAAAUUCGACAAUAUUUUAAGAGGAUUAAUAUUUAUAUGCAAUUUUUGAUUAUGCAAAUAUUGUUAACCCAUUAAGUUAAUAUAUAAAUUUUGAGAUUAUGGCUUAUGUUAUCAUUCUUCAACUAAUAAUAUUUUAUGUGUCCAAUUUUACUUUAAUGAUUAUCAAAUAAGUAAAUAAUUGAUUAUAUAAUAAGCAAAUAUAUUUAGUUUCUAUUUACUUUAUGUUAUUUAACUGGAUAAUGAUUUGCCCAUUUUAAACUAUCUUUGUAAUGGCUACUUCUAAAAAGUCACUUAAUAACUCAGUUAUUUAUGAUGUAAGCUCAAAUGGACAGAUAUUUUUGUUAAUUAUAUCUUUAUUAGGAACAAUACUCAUUUUUAUCACCUCAACAUUAUCAAAUUUUAUAUUCAAAAAAAGAGAAAUUAAUUAGAAAAUGCUUCUAAAAUAUGAUUUUAAACUAGCUUACACUUUAAGUCCUCUUACUCAGUUAUAUAUUAUAAUCUCAUACACAAAAUACAAUCAAUAAUUAUAUAUUGUAAUACAUUUAUUACAUUUUCUUAUUAUGAGCAUACAACUUAUCAUAGCAUUUUAAUUCCCUUUUGGAUUUACUUAAACCUCUCUCCUCUUUAAUUAAUUGACGAUACUCAGUAUAUAUUUUAAUUGUCUAAUUUUUAUUUAGAAACAUUCAAACCAUAGUGAUUAAUUCAUCUUUUUAUCCUUGUUAAUUAUUGGAAUGGUAAAUAUUUUCUUUAACUAUAUAGUUAUUAUGGUAUUCAGUUCAUUUAUUAUUCUAUAGAAGAAUGGAUAAAAUUGUAAAUAAUUUCUGUUCAAAAAGAGAAACAUUCUAUUUAGCUGAAGUCUUAGAAUAUUUCAUUUAAACUCACUCAUACACUUUUUAACAUUUAUUAUAACUAAAUAUUCAUAGAAUGAAUUGUUAAGAUUAAUUAUGUCCAUGUUUUGAUUGCCAGUUAUUAGUAAUAGAUAAUGUUUCAAUAUCUCAGUUAUUUUAGUAACAAAGUAAGAAAAAAAAAUUUGUUAUUUAUAAAUGGCUUGUGUAUUAGUAUUAAACUUACUUAUAGAAGAUUAACUUAAAAUAAAAGAAAAAUGAUUUAAUUAUUUUUAAUUAUUUAUCAUUUCAAAAAAAUUUCUUAGAAAAUCAUGUUUUAACCUGUUUAACUAUUUAUUAAUGCAUUUAAAAAGUAGAAAAAGCAAAAAAUCAAAAUUCUAAUGUGACUAAAACUUUGUUAUAUUUAAUACAAUAAAAAUGUAAAUAAAAAUUAAUAAUAUAAACAUAGUAAUAAAAAAAAAUAACUUAAUAAGAAUUCUUAAUUAUUACCGAUAUAAAUAUUAUGUAUGAAUUAGCUGAUAAUAUUGUUUAAUAAUUAUCGAAAGUAUUAUAAAAGUAAAUAUAUUUGUGGAUUUAAUACUCAAAAAAUGAAAUAAAAAAUUUUGAUUAACUAUUGACAGCUAUUUUCAAUAUAAGAUUAUAAAAAAAGAAUAGUAAAAAUUUAUUUGAAGAAUAUAUAACUUUUAGAAAUUAAUCUAAAGAAACAAUUUAUUCUUUAAGAGUAAAAUUACUAUUUUACUUAAUAGUAUCAUAAGAUUUCUUAUUAAUGACUAAAAUUUAAUCUUAAUUAAUGUAAUUAGAGGAUUCUUAACGAUUUGAUUUUAAUUUGAAUGAUUUUAAUAAUCUGUCUUUUUUAACAGGUUAAGCAUUGUCUAUAAUAUCAAAUAUAAGUCAUGAAAAUUAAGGUAAAUUAGAGUAAUAAAUAACUAAUGAAUUUAAAUCAUUUUUUGGUUAUGUAAAUGAUGAAAAAAAAUUGACUCAUAUCAAAUAAUUAAUGCCAUCAAAAAUUGCUGAAGUUCAUUCUGGUUUAGUUGAAAAUUUUUUUUUUAAAGGACAAAGUGAUAGAAUUAAUAAUAUAUCAAUAGCAUUUAUUUUAAACUCUAAGAAUUUAAUUGAAUAAAUAAAGUUGUGCUUAAGUUAUUAUUUUCCAGUUGAUUUAAGAGACACAUCUUUUUAUAUGAUUGCUCAUAUUUAAAAAACAAUUAAAUCAGAAAAAAAUCUUCAUGACGAAAAUUUGAUUGGCCAUCUUUUAGUAGGUGAAGAUUUUAAUGUUUUUGGAAUGACUCAAAAUAUUUAUGAGAAAUUAAAUUAUAGAUACUUUUCUAAAAAUGAUACUAAUACUAUAGUUAUAUCUCCUUAAGAAUUUUAUAAUGAACACAAUAUAUUUUCAUUGAUACCUUCAUUUUAAGGUAAAUUGCAAAACUAUUAUCAAAGCUAACCAAAAAGAAAAUUGAGAGAUAAUGAAAUUAUCUUAAAUAAAGAGAGAGGUUUGUUAAAAUUAGAUUUUCAUAAAUAAGAAUAAGAAAAUUCAGCUUAAAAAUAGUUUGGUAAGAAAUUUUCUUUUUCUCAACUCACAAGUAAACAAGUUUUAACUUAAAUGAUGAGUGUAAGUAGUGAAUUAUUAAAUUUUUAAUCAAAUGAAAAUGUUAAAUAUUUUCCUAUUGAAUUUACUGUAACAUAAAGAAUAUUACAUUUUUCAAAUCUAAACAAUAAAAUAGAACAAUUUUUAUAUUAUAUGAUUGAAAUUUUAAUGGUAGAAGAUUUUUAAAAAGUAUCAGACUUAAAAAAGAGUAACAAUAGAUUUUUUUAAAAUAAAAUGAAAAUAUUACCUUAAAAAAUAGAAACUUAAAGAUAAUCUAUUGAUAAAUUACUUUAAUUUGAAGCUAUAAAUUUUGUGACAAGUGAUCCUUUGAUUUCGUAAUAUGGAGACAAAGAAGCAUUAGCAAAAGAAUAUAAUUAAGAAAAAUAAAAACAAAAAUAAAAAUCAUUUUCUAAAGGAAUUAUUUAAUUAUAAAAUGAUGCUCAAAGUUAAAGAUCUUCUAUUAUGAAUCUUCCUAAUAGAGUAAACAAAUUUUUUUAAUUUCUUUAAACAAAUAAAUACCCUUCUAUUUUUAUGGGAAUGAUUGGAUUAAUAAUAAUUAAUUUUAUUAUUGUUAUAUUUACUACUAGCUUUACUACUAUUUUAUUUUAUUAGAAAAAAGAAAUUCAAUCUAAUUGUAUAAUUUACACAUUUCAUGAUGUAGAUUAUUUUAAUGGUUUCAGCUUGAUUCUUUCAGGAUCUAGGCAUACAAUAUUAAAUUCUAAUUAUUUAAAUGUUUUAGAACCAUUAGUCUUUAGAUAAGAUAAUUAAAUAAUAAAAUUAACAAGUAAGGAUUGCAUAGUCGUAUCUUGGCAUUUAUUAUUAUCUGGACAACAGGAUUUAGUAGGAAAAUAUGAAAAUUAUUCAUAAAUGCUAUUAAAAUAUGAACAAAAAUAAAUUACAUAUUAUUAUCCUGAUUAUUAGAACUCCAAGAUUUUAAGUUAAGUAUUACUUGAUUAAGCAACUUAUUAUACAACUAUGUACCUUUAAUUUUACUUAACUUAUCGAAGUAUUUUAUCAUUAAAUGCUUAUUUAUCUGGUGGGAAUGACAAUAUUUUUUUGUAAUUAAAUUAUUUAAAUUUAGAGUGAGAAAUAGAUACAUACUUUAUUUUAAUUAUUUAGAUGCCAUAGAGAUUACUAAAGAUUCAAUUUAAUCUUGCUAUGAUUAUAAUAAUGAUGCUAAUGAAUAUUUUGACUCAUUUUGUAAUUCAUGGUUCAUUGCUAUGUAUAUUGUUACUAUAUUUAUUUUUAUUUUUCAUCUUGUGGCUGCUUAUAAAAUAAAAAAGGUUACUUAGAUCUUUUUAAAAUAAUUUAUUUAAAUAGAUUUUGAGGAAAGUUAAAUUGUAAUCAAAUAAUUUGAAAACAUGUUACAAAUUUUAAAUUAAGACAAUAUCUUAUUUAAAUAUUAAGAAUUCUAAGUUAUAAAAUAAAUGCCAUCAAAUAUUUUUCAAGUGUUGUAAAAACAAGAAUUUAAGUAAAAUUAUCAAGAAGAAAAGGAAGUCAAUAAUAGUCAAAAAAAUAGAAUUUCAGCAAUAAAUACAAAAAAAAUAAAUUUUGCUACUCCAACUUUAUCUUUCAAAAAAUUUAUUUUUUUAUUUAUAUUUUUAAUGAUAUUGAAAAUAUCAUUUUUAGCUGUUUUUUAAUACUAUUAUGAUUUUUUAUCUUCAGGCAUUGCACCAUCUGCUAAAAGAGAAAUAUAAUCAUAAAAAAUGAGGUUAGACUUUAUUAUGACAAUUAAUAUGUGGGAUACAUAUCUAUUAAAAUAAUUUUAUGAUGCUACUCAAAAUUUAGUAAAUACUAGUUCUAUAUUUAGUUAUUCAAAUUAAAAUGUCAGAAAUAACUAAAAGUUACUUAAAUAAUUAAAAAUUGAUAAAGAAAUUUUAUUAGAAAAAAUAAAUGAUUUUUAAACUAUUGACUUAACCGAUUUUCUAUAUCAUAAUGCAGAUGAAUAAAAUUAAAAUUUACUAAUUUCUGAAUAAAAUAAAUAAAUUUUAUUAGGGUAGGAUGUUUGUUAAUUAACAGACUGUGACAUGAUGAAUGACUUGUUUAAAGAUAGACCAUAUACAGAAUAUUUGAUUGAAUACUAUUAAGUUGGAUUAAUUUAAUUGUUUAAGAAUGUCCUUUAAGUAAUUGUAGAGCAUAACUAUCUGAUUACAGAUGAAUCUUUAACUCCAGAAUAAAAGGUUUAAGGAAUUAUUUAAAUGUAUCAAUCAUUUAAUUAUUUUUUAUACAUUUUUUAUGGAUUAGAUGCCAUAUAAUUUUAGAUAUCAUAAUUUUGUAAAUAUUUUUUGGAUCAAACAUUGUAUACAUUGGAAUACUUAACUACAUCAAAUAUAGCAUAUGUAACAAUCUUCGGGAUUUUAUUAUUCAUAUUGACUAUAUGUAUUGAAUAUUACAUUUUCUUCAGUUUCUUUAAAUAAUUUGAUUUAGCAAGAGAAACUAUAAAAUCAAUUCCAAUCGAGACUUUAUUUUAAAAAAAUAUACCAAAAAAAUUGAACAAUAUUAUGAUUAAAUAUAAUUGA
Molecule: messenger RNA, 5040 nt
Organism: Paramecium sonneborni
Lineage: Eukaryota; Ciliophora; Oligohymenophorea; Peniculida; Parameciidae
Source: the annotation of a GenBank genome assembly